CUUGACCAGAGAGUAUAAAUGGACAGCGCCGCUAAACCCAGCAUCAAACACUGAAAGAAGCGAAGAAGAGAAGAACAAUAGUGAGCAUAUAUAAAUUUUGAGAGAAUACAGAAUAUCAUGGUCCGCCUGUCAAAGACCACGAAGCUGUAUGUUUGGGCCGUGAUGACAGCUUUGCUGUUGGUGCAGAAUUUCCAUCCAGUCAUAGGAUACGCCAUCAGAGUACAGCGAAGAGAGGCUAAUGAUGACGCGCAGUUAUUGGAACAUAACGAAGCUGACGAAUCAAAUCACCGCAUCCAAAAGAGAUCCGUUGUUGGAGCUGGUCUGAAAUUCGUAUUAAAAAAUUUCUGGGAUGAUUUGCUGUGUCUAGGAGCGCACUUAACGACCCUAACAAACUGCAACAGUUUGUCACCUGGAGCUUGCCAAAGACUAAAAGAUUUAGAAACCAAACGCAGCGAAAUUGAAAACCUUGUGAACGAGACACUGGAGACACAAGUUGAAUGGGCAACAUUGAAUGCUACCAACGAAAAAGCCAUUACUAAUUUACAGCUAAUUGAAAAAGACUUGGAACUGGUAACAUCCAGCAACCUUCGUCUUAUGGGCUUACUAAAUUCAAUCAGCGUCAUAGAAGAAACAGACGAUAUUUACGACUCGGCCACCGAUAAUGUCACAGAGAUCAGAGUACGUUUCCAGAUUGAGAUGGAAACCUACUUGAACGGAAUCAAAGCAUCACUGUCAUCUGUAGAUUCCCAAAUCGAAUCUUUAAAACACCGCGACUACGUAAUGUUUGCUCUCAUGACAGCAGUCCCCCUUGUAGCUCUGCACACCAGCCACAUUGUAACAUCCGCCCGUCAAGCUGUUCUCACGAGAAGCCAGUCCUAUCAAGUGGUAGAUAUCGUUGGUGGCAACGGCAAGAUGAGACUCGCGUAUAACCCAGAAGGGCGACUCUACGUCGUGCAGGAUUCUCCAGAAUUGGGGAAACUGAAGGUUCUGCAGUCGCUCGAUGACGCAGGGAAUGUUGGACGGUUCUGGAAGUUCAUGACGCCAUCUGGACAGUCUGCCAUGGUUUCCGAGUUCCUUGAAAGCUUUGACUUUGAGAGAGGCAAAAGAAUUGCUUGGCUCCAGCAAAAUAACGCCGACUAUCUGAACACACUGAAACAAAAGGGGUAUAUGAGUGCAUUCCUGAGUAGAACAGAUGGUCUUACAACAACAGAGUUAGAUGACUUUGUAAAGAAAGCCGCAGUUUUAGAUCAAGAUAAGUUCUACAAGUACGAUAUCGAUAUCCCUGAAGCUGAUCUUCCAAAGAAUAUGAAAGUAGGCCUAGACUUUCUGGACCCAAAUGACAUUGCUGCGGUCAAUGCAUACAAAAGACUGAAGGCUUAUAACCCUGACCUGCUAGACAGUAUGAAUAAAGCUGGCACAACAGGUAAAUUCUUAGAUAACUCCAAAGCACUCUCAGACGCUGAGUUCGACGCCUACGUCGCAAAGGUGAAAGCAGCAGCUCCCGAGUUACCCGACGGUAAUCNAAUCCAAGACGACCCGAGUUGCCAGGACACCUUGUGUACAUUCCUCCGUGAUGCUGCCGAAAUCCAGGUUAUCUCCGACUUCCUUGCUACGUGGAAUAAUGAUACGGUCACCUCGAGUACAAUUCUGGUUAGUCAAUUGGAUUUCAUGGCGGCCCUGGAGUCCUCCAAGACAGAAAUGCUUGACAUAUACAACUCCGCCACAGUCACCACCAACGUCAUGAAUUGGGUGACCGACGGUUUGACACUGGACAGGAUGCUGGAAAACGCAGUCUCGCUGAAUCUCGACGCCAGUCUUCCCGAUCAUUUCUCCGUCCUGAUGAUAAUCAAGGUCGCUUUCCCGUCGCUCACUUCCUACGACGGAGUUCCACUCAGCUGUAUUGACACUUCCAUCACAACACAAACAGAACUUGAAGCGUUCUUGACCCAAGCAGCUCCUAUAACUGGAGAUGUUGUUGAUGACAUCAAAACUGGAAAACUUAUUGACAUUUCUCCAGAUGGUAUCGUCGGGAUGAUAGAAAGCAAAGUGAAUUCCGGUGAUCUCCCUGCAAACCCAUGUAAUGGCCAAGCUUGUACCAGUGAUGAUGUGCUGAAGGUGAUUGCCGCAGAGUAUCCCGAUGAAACAGAGUAUUAUGGGAUAGCCUUGGCAGCAUUCAAAAACACUGCCACUUGUUAG
Molecule: messenger RNA, 2196 nt
Organism: Lingula anatina
Lineage: Eukaryota; Metazoa; Brachiopoda; Lingulata; Lingulida; Lingulidae
Source: RefSeq, a predicted model, not a curated record